This is a messenger RNA of Musa acuminata subsp. malaccensis (wild Malaysian banana), 619 nucleotides long. RefSeq lists its product as uncharacterized. Lineage: Eukaryota; Viridiplantae; Streptophyta; Magnoliopsida; Zingiberales; Musaceae. Gene Ontology annotation, cellular component: respiratory chain complex IV; mitochondrion. The record is from RefSeq and is a predicted model, not a curated record.
CACGGCUUGUCGUUUUUGUUAUGCCAACGUUCUGAACUCCGUGGAUGUCCUCUGAGCCGCCACAACUUGCUUCAGACGGCGUGAUGGCCGACGUGCUCGCCCAAGGCAGAGCCGCCUGCUACAAGGCGCGGGAUGCCUUCUUCGCGUGCUUGGAGAAGGAGUCUGACAAGAAGCCCACCGAGAUCGCCACCGUGGGUCUCCUCUAUCCCGCACAGUGCAAGUCCGCCCGCGCCGAGUUCGCUUCCAAGUGCCGCCCCACCUGGGUCAAGCAUUUCGAUCGGCAGUAUUGCGCCAAAAAACGGGUGCAGAGGUUGCUGGACGACGGGAAUGAUCCCCGCCGAGGUCCCAUCUCCCUCCCUCAGCCCUACACUUUCAAACCCUAGUUCCCUUUGAUCUAUUCCCUGCCACUGGAAAGAGUUUGCUGCUCUUCACACAGACAUCGGUUUGAUCUGUCGGAUCGGCCGUCCAGUUGCUGAAGUCUUUGGAUAUGCUUGUGUUGGAAUUGUAAUCCUUUUGGGAACUUGUUUCCUUCGAUUGUCCUCGUCUUGGUAAAUAGAUGUAUGUGUUAGGAAUGAUAAAUAUUUGAAGUUUAAGCAAUAAUUUUCCAUAAAUGUUUAAG